Molecule: messenger RNA, 1464 nt
Organism: Diplodia corticola
Lineage: Eukaryota; Fungi; Ascomycota; Dothideomycetes; Botryosphaeriales; Botryosphaeriaceae
Product: folic acid synthesis protein
Exons: 2
Coding region: 1-1464 (487 amino acids)
Biological process (GO): tetrahydrofolate biosynthetic process
Cellular component (GO): mitochondrial envelope
Molecular function (GO): dihydropteroate synthase activity; 2-amino-4-hydroxy-6-hydroxymethyldihydropteridine diphosphokinase activity
Source: RefSeq, a predicted model, not a curated record
AUGCCCCUAUUGGGAAGCCAGCUUGGCCGGCGCGGCCUCUCCAGCGAGGCUGAGAAGCCGCGCCAUGGUCCUCUUGGACACCGUGCUUUCGUCGCCCUCGGGAGCAAUCUGGGUGACCGGAUAGCCAUGAUCGAACAAGCCUGCAAUGCUAUGGAAAGCAAAGGCGAUGUUCGAAUCCUGCGCACGAGCUGCUUGUGGGAGACAAAGCCCAUGUAUGUAGAAGACCAGGGGAGCUUUGUGAACGGUGCCUGCGAGAUUGCAACUUCUCUCAGCCCCAUAGGCCUGCUUGACAGGCUGCAAAGCAUCGAGAACGAGCUCGGCCGGGUGAAGGUCGUCGAGAAAGGGCCUCGCAACAUCGACCUGGACAUCCUGCUCUACGACAACGACGUCAUCGAAACAGAACGGCUCUCCGUCCCCCACAAGCUCAUGCUGGAGCGCGAGUUCGUCCUCCGGCCCCUGUGCGAGAUGAUCCCCGACGCCGUCCUCCCCAACACCGGGCCAGACUCCCUGCAAGCCCACCUCGCCCGCCUCCCGCCGUCCGACCCCCCCCUCUCCACCAUGACGCCCCUCACGCCGACCAUGCCGGCCAUCCGCGCCCUCCACAGCUCCCGCCGCACGCACGUCAUGUCCAUCCUCAACCUGACCCCGGACUCCUUCUCCGACGGCGGCGCCCACCUCCUCUCCCCAUCGGAGCCCGUCAACUCGCCCGCCCACCUCGCCGCCAUCAAGCGCACCCUCCUCGCCCACAUCUCCGCCGGCGCCACCAUCAUCGACAUCGGCGGCCAAUCCACGCGGCCCAACGCGCCCCAAGUCCCCCCCGCCGAAGAACUCGCCCGCAUCCUCCCCGCCGUCCGCCUCGCGCGGUCCCUCCCCGAAGCCGCCCACGUCGCCAUCAGCAUCGACACGUACCGGGCGUCGGUCGCGUCCGCCUGCGUCGCCGCCGGCGCGCACGUGAUCAACGACGUGUCGGCGGGGGCGCUCGACCCCUUGCUGCUGCCGACGGUCGCGGCGCUCGGCGCCAGCGUCUGCCUCAUGCACAUGCGGGGCGCGCCCGACACGAUGGCGAAGCUGACGAACUACCCGCAAGGGGUGCUGCGCGGCGUCGCCGACGAGCUGGCGGCGCGCGUGCGCGCCGCCGAAGCCGCGGGCGUGCGCCGCUGGCGCAUCGUGCUGGACCCGGGCGUGGGCUUCGCCAAGACGCUGGACCAGAACCUCGAGCUGCUGCGGCGGCUGGGCGAGCUGCGCACGGAGCCGGCGUUCGGGGGCUUGCCGUGGCUGGUCGGCACGAGUCGGAAGGGGUUUGUGGGCAGGGUGACGGGCGUGGAGGAGCCGCGGGAGAGGGUCAUGGGGACGGCGGCGACGGUGGCGGCGGCGGUGCAAGGGGGGGCGGAUGUGGUGCGCGUGCAUGAUGUGCCGCAGAUGGUUGAGACGGUGAGGAUGGCGGAUGCUAUUUGGAGGGUUUGA